This is a messenger RNA of Lagenorhynchus albirostris (white-beaked dolphin), 3015 nucleotides long. RefSeq names its product ZFP69 zinc finger protein B (gene ZFP69B). Gene Ontology annotation, biological process: negative regulation of transcription by RNA polymerase II; regulation of immune system process; regulation of cytokine production. The record is from RefSeq and is a predicted model, not a curated record. The transcript has 6 exons. The coding region runs from base 399 to 2003 and encodes 534 amino acids. Lineage: Eukaryota; Metazoa; Chordata; Mammalia; Artiodactyla; Delphinidae.
GGCUGCGCUACGUGGGGCAUCUUGGCACUGCGCGGAGACCGGUCCGUCGCGGCGGGAGGGCUAGGGCGUGCGGCCCGAGCUGGUGAGAGGGCAUGGCUAGGGGCCUGUAGACUUGGCGAUUUAGAAUAAACGUCUGGAGCCUCCCGCUGCCUGCUGAGGAGACAGAUGGAGCCCAAGGAUGGGAGGUGUUUCUGAGAGCCUAGGGAGUAAAAAGGUCCAGACUCCGGAUUUUGGUGCUGUAUGUUCGCCGGGUUCCUGAGAGUGGAGGACACCUGUGCAACUGUGAAGCCUCCCGUCAGUUUCCGGCAGUUUCCUCAUAAAAAGUGGACAAGCCCAGUCAGGACUCUCUGCCCUGUGAGCUGAGGUACAGUUCGCCAGAAAGGAGCGCCGAAGUUAUCAUGCUUCAGAGACUCCUAAUCACCCUGCCCGUCGAGGCCAGCACCUGGGUGAAGUUGCACCAUCCAAAGAAGGCCACGGAGGGGGCGCCCCUGUGGGAGGACGUGACUAAGAUGUUUGAAGGAGAAGUUCUGCUAUCUCAGGAUGCUGAUGAGACCCGGGGAGAAAGUUUUGAGGAUGAAGUGGCAUCUGGGUCCCUGACAGCAGAAUCCCAGGAACUGUUAACCUUCAAAGACAUAUCUGUGGACUUCACCCAGGAGGAGUGGGGGCAGCUGGCCCCUGCUCACCGGAGUCUGUACCGGGAGGUGAUGCUGGAGAACUAUGGGAACCUGGUCUCAGUGGGGUAUCAGCUUUCCAAACCUGGUGUGAUUUCCCAGUUGGAGAAGGGAGAAGAACCAUGGCUGAUGGAGAGAGAGAUUUCAGGAGGUCCAAGUCCAGACUUGGAGGAUGAAACAGAAACCAAAGAGUCAAUCUUAAAGAGUGACAUCUCAUGGGAAGAAUUACACCACGACCUGAUGAUGGAAAGGUCCACAAGAGGAAGCACCUUGGUUUCCACAGUGGGAAGGGACUCCAAAUGUCAUAAGUUAGAAAACCACGAGGAGAACCAAGGAAUGGGUGCAGGGCAAAUCCCCUUGAUCCACAAGAAAACACUCACACAAGAGAGAGGCCAAGAAUCUAACAGAUGUGUGAAAAGUAUUAAUGUGUGCUCAAAAGUUAUUCCAGGACCAAUAGAUCCUCCAAGAAAAAGACACCAUAAAUAUGACAUAUCUAGAAGGAAAAGUAGAUACAAUUUAGGUUUGAUUAAUCACUCAAGGAAUUAUACAAGAAUGAAAACCUUUGAAUGUAAUAUUUGUGAAAAAAUCUUCAAACAGCUCAUUCAUCUUACAGAACACAUGAGAAUUCAUACUGGAGAGAAACCUUUCAGAUGUAAAGAAUGUGGAAAAGCCUUUAGCCAAAGUUCAUCCCUUAUUCCACAUCAGAGAAUCCAUACCGGCGAGAAACCCUAUGAGUGUAAAGAAUGCGGGAAAACCUUCAGACAUCCAUCAUCUCUUACUCAACAUGUUAGAAUUCAUACUGGGGAGAAACCCUAUGAAUGUGGUGUAUGUGAGAAAGCAUUCAGCCAGAGCAUUGGGCUGAUCCAGCAUCUGAGAACUCAUGUCAGAGAGAAACCUUUUACAUGCAAAGACUGUGGAAAAACAUUUUUCCAGGUUAGACACCUUAGGCAACAUGAGAUUAUUCAUACUGGUGUGAAACCCUAUAUUUGUAAUGUAUGCAGUAAAAGCUUCAGCCACAGCACAUACCUAACUCAACACCAGAGAACUCAUACUGGGGAAAGACCAUAUAAAUGUAAGGAAUGUGGGAAAGCCUUUAGCCAGAGAAUACAUCUUUCUAUCCAUCAAAGAGUCCAUACUGGAGUGAAACCUUAUAAAUGCAGUCAUUGUGGGAAAGCCUUCAGGCAUGAUUCAUCCUUUGCUAAACAUCAGAGAAUUCAUACUGGAGAAAAACCAUAUGGUUGUAAUGAAUGUGGAAAAGCCUUCAGCUGUAGUUCAUCACUCAUUCGACAUUGCAAAACACAUUUAAGAAAUACCUUCAGCAAUGAUAUGUGAAAUAUGUUCAACAUCAAAGAAUCCCCAAAUCGGAGCAAAAACCUCUAAAUCUAUGGUUUUCUGACUUUUGGAUUUCAAGAACCAACAAUUAUUUUUUAAUGGUUUGACCCAAUGUUACAACUAUUAAUUUUGCCAUAUUAAAAAAAGAACUACCUAUUAUCUGCAUUGUUUCAGAAAAGAAAGGGCAUUUUAAUAUUUAAAAAUACAGGAAGGAUAUAUUCAUAGAGAACAGCCCUUUACAUUUGAAUUAACUUAGCUUUAUGAAAAUCUCCCAAAUUUGUCUUUAUUUUUCUCAUUUCACUGUGGGCCAGUGAAAUCAUCACAACAGGCCAGUGAUCUGUGAUUGGUUUUGAGAGUCACUGUUUUAAAUAUCCCUUUAAUGAAUCAGAAUAAAAUAUAAUCUUUACUAUAGCUCUUUAUAUGGCUAGAAGAGGUAUAAAUAAAAAUGUCAGUUGUCUCAUUUCUAGAAGAAAUAAUGUUAAAGGGAUUUUUCUAGACUUGAUAGAUAAUGUGCUAUACAUGAGAUACUUAUAUUUUAUGGUUUUCUAUAGAGAGGAAUUGGCAAACUUUUUCUAUAAAGGGCCAGAUAGUAAAUAUGUUAGGUGUUGUAGGCCAUAUGGCCUCUGUCAGAACUACUCAACUCUACCAUUUUAGUGCAAAAGCAUCCAGAGGCAAUAUAUAAAUCAGGGUAUCUCAAUCUUGGUGCUGCUGAUAUUUUGGGGCCAGAUACUUUGUUAUGGGCAGCCAUCCUGUACAUCGUGGGGUGUUUAGCAGCAUCCCUGGCCACUGGAUGCCAGUAGUCCCCUCAUCCAUUGUGAUGACCAAAACUUUCCCCAGACAUUGCUAGAUGUCCCCUGGAGGGCAAGGUAGUUCCUACUUGAGAACCACUGACAAAUGAAUGGGUGUAGCUGUGUUCCAAUAAACUUUAUUUAAAAGACAAGUUUGAGUUGCAUUUAGCCCAAGGGUUGUAGUUUGCCACUCCUGCUAUAGAGUAUGUAAAAUGAUUAAUACU